Ornithodoros turicata is the source of this 4519-nucleotide messenger RNA. Its product is annotated as cell adhesion molecule Dscam1-like. Lineage: Eukaryota; Metazoa; Arthropoda; Arachnida; Ixodida; Argasidae. The record is from RefSeq and is a predicted model, not a curated record. Bases 383 to 3781 code for a protein of 1132 amino acids. Gene Ontology annotation, molecular function: protein binding. Gene Ontology annotation, biological process: cell-cell adhesion. The transcript has 20 exons.
GUUGGGACGUGGCUGGAGAGUUACUGCUACGAGUGUCCGGACCUCGCGUGUUCGAUUUUGUCCGCGAAUGACUCCUACCGUCGCCUGCUGAAUGGGUGACACCGCUGUGUGUUCGUAGUGCGCAGGCCGGGAUGACGAAUCCCCGACGACUUUAAUAGGUGUCUGAUACGGGAGAUUGUCAGCGGCCUGCAAGGUGAUUCCGUGAUGUGCUGAGGAAACUCCGCGGGACCAAAACUGAUUUCCACGAGAGCACGCGUGAAAUUUUGCGUUACGUUUGUGACGGAUGCUUCGAAAGACGUUGCGGAAGAUUGUCGCGAAACUUGUGUACGGUGUACGUGACAUUGGCUGAAGACUUGAUUGAAGUGGGACGGACUGGUUAGCGAUGGAAUUCUACUGGGCUGCUCUCCUGAUGGUGGUGUUUGUGGAAUUGGAGGCUGUACGUGGCUUUGAAGUAUAUCAAGGCCGGCGUUCGACGAAAGACAUACAUCCGGGCCACGGAGACAAUGCGGUAACAGGGAAGCCAUGGAAAGUUCGCUCCCACAAGCGCGCUGCUCCGGCCUCCCAAUGCAACGAGAACUACAGCCAUAUCAACAGGACAUGGACUUCAGAGUGCGUCAACUUUUACAUAGCAACGACGGGUGUUUGCUUGUGCUUGAUCAGGACAACGGAUGAAGGUAACAGUGACAAGAGAAGGACACGUCGCUCCUCUACAGACUCUUUAAGGAAUGAAUUAGGGAAGGUAGGCUCUUUGUUACUAAGUAAUGAGGGAGAACCUUUCCCGCCGGUGAUCUCGAACAGUCGCCGGGUUCGUGACGUGAUCUCCGUGACGGCUUUGAAGGGCAAUGUGGUCACCCUUGUGUGUCCGAUGUAUGUUGCGGCGUGGGCAUCCAUCAUAUGGGAGAAAGGAGAAAAUAGGCUUCCUUACAACCACCGACAGCGAGUCCAGUCCGACGGGAGCUUGGCGAUCACCAGCGUUCAACAUGGGUCGGACGACGGGGAGUACAUCUGCAUGUUCACCGAUUCACGAAACCAGAAGCACACGGGAAAAGUCGUCUUAAAAGUAUCAGAGCCUCCUGUAAUUUCGCACUACGAAUUCCGGCAAGACAUGCGCGUGGGAAUGCGCAUCAAGGUGUUCUGCACUGUGGUACAAGGAGAUCCUCCAUUUGGCUUCAGCUGGCUAAAGGACGGUGCCGUCGUCGACGGGAACUUGGCCAGGAUUCUAAGUCUCUCUGUGCAGAACCUCAGAGACUACAGCAUGUUGUCUACGGAUAGCCUCCGUCUGGAACACUCGGGAAAUUAUACGUGCAUCGUCAAGAAUCAAGCUGCGUCGACGUCGUACUCUGCCGUCUUACAUGUGAACGAGCCACCAAAGUGGCACGUGGAGCCACAGAAUGCAGCUGUAAUACAGGGCAAGAACGCACAGCUGCAGUGCAGCGCCACUGGGACUCCCCAUCCAACCAUCACCUGGAUGAUAGCCUCAGACCCAACGCGUGAAGAAUUCCUGCCCCUGUACAACAGCCACAAGUACGGCCUUUUUCCGAACGGCACUCUCUCGAUACAGCAGGUCGAAGCCGGAGAGUCUGGCUACUACCUGUGCAAAGCCGCUAACGGGUUCGGCGAAGAUCUCAGCAAGCUCGUAUUUCUCACUGUCAGAAGACCGCCCAAAUUCGACGUCAAGUUCCGAGCUCAUGCCGUGAAACGCGGAGAGAAAGCCAGACUCCAGUGCUCCGCCCAAGGUGACCUUCCCAUUAGUGUCUCCUGGACCAAGAACAAUGAACGUAUCUCGGAAGCCAACAAGUACAGGAUAUCAACGCAAAGCAAUUCGACAAUGUCGUUUACAUCCUCCACGUUAUCAAUCUUGACGGAAGCGGUGGAAGAUUCUGGUAUCUAUAGUUGCUAUGCGAAGAAUCACUACGGUACGGACGAGACCAGCAUGAGACUUCUCGUUCAAGAGGUACCGGGAUCUCCUGUGAACCUGACAGUCAUCAACGCCACUGCAAGCAGUCUCACCCUCACCUGGGAGGAGCCAUUCCGUGGGAACAGCGCUAUCACGAGGUUUCUCAUUCAAUACCGGGAAGCAGGCACUGAUGACACCUCCGCUCUUCGAAACCUGACCGUGAACAGCUCUCAGGCCCUGUCGGCUCUUAUCACGGACCUCCGACCAGCUCGGGUGUUCAGCCUUAGAGUCAAGGCGGAGAACGGCGUCGGAUGGGGUCCCUUCGGCGGAUGGGUUACAGCCAACACAGAAGAAGACGUUCCUUCCAGCCCGCCCGUGAACAUAACAGCAAGACCUACCGGACCCAAUUCGAUCAAGAUAUCUUGGGAGCCAUCGAAGGAAGAAGAUUGGAACGGUCAUCUAAAGGGCUACUACAUCAGCUACAGGCCCCUUGGAUCAACGGGUGAACAAUAUUACCACAAGACAGUCGACGUCCACAACCCUCAUCAGAGACAAGAAAUCCACCUGACGAACCUGCGCUUAUCGAUGUCCUAUAGCGUAGCAAUUCAAGCCUUCACCCGCAAAGGUGCGGGACCCAAAUCUGACGAAGUUGUCGUCAAGACCCUCGACGAUGUUCCACCAAGCCCUCCCACACUGGAAGUUGUUUCCGUCACAUCAGAUUCAGUGACACUUGGUUGGUCCUUGAAGACAUCGUUUGGCAAUCCAGUUACAGAGUACGUCCUCCAUCAACGUAAAGACAUGGAGCCCUGGCACGAGACGGCGAUUUCGACGGCAGAGCCAACGUACACAGUGCGCGACUUGGAAUGUGGCACUACGUAUCAGUUCUUCAUGACAGCGCACAACUCGCUUGGAAGGAGUGAGCCGAGUGACAUUAUUCGGGCGAAGACAGAUGGUGCAGCACCUCUAUCUCCAAGCAAGGAAGAGUUCGUCCACCCGUCCCAACACCACGCAACCUUGAACCUCCUCAGCUGGAAAAGCGGAGGCUGCGAGCUUCUAGAAUUUUCUGUACGCAUUCGUCAGGGCAACACACACGCCUGGACCACACUGGCAGACAGCAUUCCUACGAACCAAAGCCAGUUCAUGCUGAAGAACCUGGCUCCAGGGACGCUCUACAUUAUUCACGUGGUCGCCAAGUCUACGGCUGGUGCCACAGAAGCUCAAUACGAGUUUGCCACCUCCAAUGGAACGUCACAUGUCGCAUCUGUCGAAGCUACUUCGUCUCAUCCGAAACGAUCAACGCUACCCGGAGUCACGGAUCUGGAGAUCCUAAUUCCUAUUCUAGUGUCCAGUUUCGUCGUCGUUGUGGUCAUCAUCGUUGGCUUUGUCCUGUGUUCCAGAGAAUCCAUGUGUGCAGCUAACAGAAGAGACUGCGGACAGCAAGACUAUCCAAACAACUAUUCAGAAGAAAUAGUGGCGAUGAAAGACUUGGCCAAUGCCGCCGAAUGUGUCAAUUCUUGCGAAGAAAACAUUCACCGAUCGGUCUCUCAAGGUGGUCAGACCUACCCUACAAGUCAGUCCAUUUACGGCCAAAGACCUGAAAUUGAUGAUGGCAGACACCCAUACGCCAUGCCGUAUGAUGUACUGCACAGCCACAACGCACAGGAUACUGGACGUGAAGAUCGUGUAGAUCGAGGCACGCUCAAACGUCGCGGUGACGACAAAAUUCCAAGGUCCAACAUAUACAUCAGCCGACAGAGUCUAACCCAUCAGAAACAACGUGAACGUCCGUACGAAUCGCUCACUGUGAACAUAAACCCGUACCGGUCUGACGCAGCGACGUCGUCAUCGCCGUCUACGAAGGACAACGAUGAACUUGAUGCCUGACCGCGGUUUCUGAGUGAUGUGCUACGUGCUCUUGCGUCUACGUGCUCUUGCGAGUGCUUGCGUCUAUUUUUUAACGAAUCCCUCUGUGUCGAGGUUCGCACGACUCUGGAACAACGGCUGGCGCGUGCGUGCCCUUUGCUGGACGUACAGGAUUGUGUCGUUACGGCGGCGUGUUACGCGGGCGACGACAACGCCAUCCUGCGGCUGAUAACGUGAAAACGACGACAGUGGAAAUGAACGUCGUCUAGUUUGGUGCUCUGCGUGGUCGUGAAAGCCACGCAGAAAUUAACAGGCUCAAGGUACAACGAACAAUCAAAUACGAUGAGUGCAUUUACAGCUACAUUUCUUGUUGAAGCGCGACUCCACGCCGCCUUGCUUCGUCAUUGUUUGAGUUAUUUUCUAGUUGUACCGCCGUCGUCGUCAACAGGACAAGUGGCGUCACGCAUACUACUUCAGGUUGGCUGACGAGAAGAUAAGUUGUUGCAACUGUUAAAUCAUCUGGUCUGUGAACUUUUGACGAUAAGCCGAUGGUGUUACUGCGCCCCACUGCGAGACUUCUUUGAACAGGACCAUUACGAAUGCUGUGUGCGUUAGAGUGAGACGCCGACGUGCCAUGAACUUGAUGAUGCAUUUAUGUGUGAACAGCUUUCUGGGUUCACAUUUGGUACUGUACAUACCACGACAAAAAAAAAAGUAUGUUUAUAUGAAAAUUAAAUAAAUUACGACGUUUCGCUGUUA